AAUAAAAAAGCACAAAAAUUGAAGUACAAAAAUAACGACAGAAACAAAGAGCCAGCCCAGCCGUAGAAGAUAACAACUGUAAUUGCAACUGCACAACAGAGCUAUCAGGACAACAACAAAGUAAUACAAAAUACAUAAAUUUCUAAUACCACCCACCACCCGCACCCCCCCGCCACUCCCCAGAAGAAGGAAGGGCGAACCACUCCUGGCCGCGCCACUCCACUCCAAAUCCCCCACUGGAGGCGAGACAGAGCGGGACAGCGACAGAGACAGACAGUCUUGUCAAUCCAGGGAAGGAGAGAGAGAGAGGGGGCAGUGCCAUCGAAAUAAACAAACCGCACAGACAGAGCGCGCGCAAGAGUGAGCGGGUGGAGAAAGCUUGCAGCGAACACACACAGCAGAGUGAGAGCAGAGCAGAGCAGAGGAAGAGCGAGAGCGAGCUUUUGCUUUCGAACGCUCGCUUCAUGCAGAAGACGAAGAAACAGCGCAAAAUAUCUGGAGAACAUGGAGGGGACGAGCCGCAGCAGAAGCUCCACCAGUCAAAGUCAGGACGUUGAAGAUCUCGAGCAAGACAUUCCCUACUUUGACGAGCCGCAAGCAGUGGCUGUUCCGCGAACUGGUUCCGCGAGUGGAGCGGCAAGCAGAACUGAUUUCGGAACUGAGAGCGGAGCUGGCUCCGUCUUUGCCAGCGAUCUGCUCUCGCUGAGUAAACCCGAUGGCAGCCUGGCCGAAUACGACGAUCCAAGCCCCAUUGACUGGGAUCCCGACGCAGAUGCGGAGCCUGAACUAGCUGCUGAAAAGCAACUAGAACUGCAACUGGAACUGCAAGCGAAAAGAGCGAGCCCGGAUGACGGGGAUGACGAUGGCAGCAACGAGCUGGACGAUAGCUAUCCGGACGAGAACGAGAGCUCCGUGCUGGGCUCCGACUACGGGGCAAGCGGCAGCGGGAGCGCCGCCAACAGCUACUACCAGUCGCCGACGCCCUCCAACUGCGAACUGAUGCUGCGUCCGCCAUCGAGCUCGGUGUACCAUCAUUUCAACUACCGAUCGCCGGGCAGUCCAGUGCCCCCCGGCAUGGGAGUGCCUGCAGGUGCCCCUGGCGGCUCGCCGGCGGGCUCCAGCUCGAACGGUGGCGGCCGCCUGCAGCACCCUUAUGCACAUUCCCCAGCGGCACCCACCUCGCCCAACUUCUAUCCGAAUAUGUGGUAUCCGAAUUCGCUGUACAGCUCCCGCGGAGCGGCAGGAGCUGCUGGAGGUGCUGGCCGCUAUGGCGGCUACGGACCGCAGACGGGUGGCAACGGGACCGCAACGGGUACAGGACCAGGACCAGUACCAGGACCAGGCUCCUUUGGCGCUCAUACGACGCAUCUGCAUCCGCUGCAUCAUCAGUAUCCACACAUGCCAGCGCCGCAUCCACACCAGCACCCGCACCCGCACCACCAUCCGCAGCAUCAGCAUCCGCAUCAACAUCCACACCCGCAUCCGCACGAGACCAUGAUGGAGAUGUUCCAGCUAUCAAAUAGCGGUCGAGAGGCACGCAACCGCGCGGAGAAGAAUCGCCGCGACAAACUCAAUGGCUCAAUCCAAGAGCUCUCCACGAUGGUGCCUCAUGUGGCAGAGUCGCCGAGACGUGUGGACAAGACGGCCGUGCUGCGCUUUGCUGCCCAUGGACUGCGGCUGAAGCAUGCCUUCGGCAAGACGUUACAGCACCAGCGGCCACAGAUCACAGACACCCUGAUGGGCAUGCUGGACAGCUUCUUCCUUACCGUCACCUGCCAUGGACAUAUACUGCUGAUCUCGUCGAGCAUCGAGCAGCAUCUGGGUCACUGUCAGACGGAUCUGUAUGGGCAGAGCAUCAUGCAGAUCACCCAUCCAGAGGACCAGAAUAUGCUCAAACAGCAGCUGAUACCCACAGAGCUGGAGAAUCUCUUCGAUGUGCACGCCACAGACUCGGAAGCAGACGGAGAGCCGCGAUUGCGCAGCAAGUCCGAGGAGGAUUACAUCGAUUGCAAGCUGCGCGAGGAUAGGCGCAGUUUUCGUGUGCGAUUGGCUCGUGCGGGGCCUCGGUCGGAGCCCACAGCCUAUGAGGUGGUGAAGAUCGAUGGCUGCUUUCGCCGUAGCGAUGAUGCGCCUCGAGGCGUACGCUCCAGUACCUUCAGCUCGAGCCUGCAGCUGAUACGUAGGACGCGAGGUCGGGACGAUGUCAUUCCUCUGCACACGAUCAGCGGCAAUGAUAUUGUACUGACUGCCUGUGCUCGGAUCAUCCGUCCGCCGAAGAUCGCCAGCCGCUUGAUCGAUGCCAAUACGCUGGAGUAUCGCACUCGCCACCUGAUAGAUGGACGAAUCAUCGACUGCGAUCAGCGAAUCGGCAUUGUGGCCGGCUACAUGACAGACGAGGUGCGCAAUCUGAGUCCCUUCACCUUCAUGCACAACGAUGACGUGCGCUGGGUGAUCGUGGCCCUAAGACAGAUGUACGACUGUAACAGCUCGUAUGGUGAGUCGACGUAUCGUCUGUUCACUCGGAAUGGCAACAUCAUUUACCUGCAGUCCAAGGGUUACCUGGAGAUCGACAAGGAGACCAACAAGGUGCACUCGUUUGUCUGUGUCAACACAUUGCUGGACGACGAGGAGGGCAAGCGGCGCGUUCAGGAGAUGAAGAAGAAGUUUUCGGUGAUUAUCAACACGCAGAUUCCUCAGUCCACCAUCGAUGUGCCCGCCUCCGAGCAUCCAGCGCUGCUGGAGAAGGCCGUCCUGCGGCUUAUACAAAAUUUGCAAAAAUCCAACGAGGAUCCGUCUCAGCUGGUGGGCGAGGAGGAUGAUGACGAUGAUGAGGAGGACGACGAGGAAGACGAUGAUGAAGAUGAUGGCGGUCGCAGCGUGUCAGAGUCUGGUGAUUCCUAUCAGCAGCAUCAUCACCAUCAUGGGCGAACGCAUCACAGCUCCUCCUCCUUUCUGGGUCACUCAUCGGCUUUGUUGGAGGCCCGCCAUGGCCAGGGCAGCUCCAAGACGCCGCCUUUGGCACUGGUGCCGCCCGAAGCUGCCUCCGUGAAGUCCUCAAUAUCAAAGAGCAUCAGCGUGGUGAAUGUCACAGCAGCCAAGCAUCUGCGCGGCGUUCAAAGUUCGGCCGUAAAGUCACCCAACAGCUCCCAGGCAGAAUGCAGCUGCCAUGGCGGCGCACAAUGCGAGGUGUGCCAGGUGCCAGGUGCUCCACUGAAGCGAAGCAGCAGCUCCGGCUCGCCGGAACAGGAGGAUGUUAGAGCGCCAAAGCGUCGCUUUAUGCCCAGUACAGAGAUCGAACAUGUGCUGAACACGUCGCUGGAUCACAUUGGACGCAAGUUGUCGCAGCAGCUGAAUGUGGCCAGAAAUCUGCGGGAUCAGGGCAAUCGAUACGAGCUGCCGCAUGCCAACCAGCGUUUCGAUGAGAUCAUGCAGGAGCAUCAAAAGCAAAGUGAAUUAUUUGUGAACAUCAAAAGCGAGUACGAGGUGCAGCUGCAGCACAAGGCCAGCAGCAAUGUCAGCACAACUAAGAAUUCGGAUUCCGAGCCACACAGACAGAAUGAGGAUCCACGUGAGGAUCCAGACAGCAGGAUAGUUUAGGACAAAGACAGAGGAGAGCGUAGGAGGAUUGACUCUCGAACUGAAGAAGGGUUUCAUCGAUGAUGUGAUACAACUGUCUUGGCAUUGGCAGGCAAGCUCAACAACAAAUGAUGGAACAAAUCCAUAAAUUUAUUCUAGUUGGAAAGCAGCAAAAACCCCAACACUACACAGCACUAAACUGAACCCAUGAGUGAGCAUGAGCAUCUCCUCCCAGCAGUACAUACUUGUUUGUUUGUUGUUUUAACCCGUUAUGUACCAUGUAGAGUUAGAGUCUAGUGUUGGUAAACUUCAAAUUAAGAGCCGCACACCGAGACGAGGUGCUGGAAAGGAUAAAACAAUUAUUAGUUUAGUCUAAAUCGGAAUAUAAUUAAAUUAAAUAUUAAAUACUAAAUAUAUAUAUAUACAAAAAUAUAUAUGUAUACCUAUGUACCAUAAAUUAUGCAUGUUGCAGCAUGUGCAUAACCAAAACUAAACGUGAUAAAAGACUGUUACCAACUACAUACAUACAUAUGUACAUAGUUACAUACAAACAUACAUAAAUGCAUAACUCUAUACAACACUAAAAUGUUAAUGUAUGUACAACCAAACACACACACACAUACACACAUGUGUGUUUUAUGGCUUAGUUAAACUAAAUUUACUGUACGAACAUUUUUGAUAGAUGUUUAAUGUUGCUAGGCUCUAAGUGUAAUACGGAAUUGGAUUCCGUUUCCAAUGCCCCAGACCCCGCAGAAUUGAAUCUGUAAGUUAGAGAAUGAUAUUGGCAGAAACACAUACAAAAUGGGAAGCGAUAAAAUGAUGGCGAAAACUAUUAAGAGAACUAUGUUAAAUGUUUGUUAUGCAUUUGUUUUUUUUUUUUAUCCAAAUUAAUAUUAAAAGAGUGUAUUAGAGAAUAAACUUGUGUACCUAUAAACAAAACCCCUGAAA
This is a messenger RNA of Drosophila subobscura, 4524 nucleotides long. RefSeq names its product aryl hydrocarbon receptor nuclear translocator-like protein 2 (gene gce). Gene Ontology annotation, cellular component: transcription regulator complex; nucleus; aryl hydrocarbon receptor complex. The transcript is spliced from 9 exons. NCBI's taxonomy places the organism in Eukaryota, Metazoa, Arthropoda, Insecta, Diptera, Drosophilidae. Gene Ontology annotation, molecular function: protein dimerization activity; DNA-binding transcription factor activity, RNA polymerase II-specific; RNA polymerase II cis-regulatory region sequence-specific DNA binding. Gene Ontology annotation, biological process: regulation of transcription by RNA polymerase II. Bases 505 to 3597 code for a protein of 1030 amino acids. The record is from RefSeq and is a predicted model, not a curated record.